Aspergillus lentulus is the source of this 888-nucleotide messenger RNA. RefSeq lists its product as uncharacterized. Lineage: Eukaryota; Fungi; Ascomycota; Eurotiomycetes; Eurotiales; Aspergillaceae. The record is from RefSeq and is a predicted model, not a curated record.
AUGGGCGAAAUCUGUGCCCGGCCCUCCUCGCCUGACUCAUUCAAUGACUUCUUCCACCAUAAAUCAUGGCCAGAACCAUGGACCUCUCCGGACUUUCCCCCAGACGAAUCCUGGCAAGAGCGAUACCGCCGCUUUCGGAGCUAUCCAUGGUGGGAAGCCGACAGGGCGGCUAGAUUCUUUGACGAGUAUUAUCUGACCAUGUGGCCAUGGGGCUAUUUCAUCUACCGGACUUGUUACGAGAACGUUUCCGAAGCUGAUUGGAAGGAGGCAAUGCGAAAGCUUGAUGCCUAUGUUUAUUGUUUCCUCCGAUCCCGCCAGGCAUACGGGGAUCCAGAACCCUACCGGAGGUACUGGCAUCCAGAACCCAUCCGGCUUAUUUGUGAGGGUUACAGGAAUGUAGUCAUCGAGGAUCGGGAACUUCUUGAGGGUGCUUCUGUCCACCAGGUCCGGCACCUAUUUGACAAUUGGAUGACACGCCAUGACCAGGAGGGCGAUCCACGGUCAGAGUUUUGUCUGAUGAUUGACAAUAAGGCCCUCCAGUCCAUCCUCAAGUCGCCGGAACCGUCCGAUCAUGCCUUCCGGUCUGGAUUAGACGACGGCUACGUGAUUCUUAUUGAUCGGAGGUUUCACGAAGGCGACAUAAUAACGGACUAUGAAAAUUAUCAAGAAUUUAUGCGUCUGGAUAUAACCGGACUAUGGAUUUUCACGGAUGACUAUCAGCAGUAUGACUAUUUUAGAAAAAUGCCCCAUAUACCGCGCCCUGGCCUGAUUCCGUGCACUGAUGGAUCGUUUGCACAUGUAGAGGAUGAGGAUGGGACAGUGGUGGCAGCAGAUUCGUUUUCAAGCAGGUCCAGUGUAAUCGGCAAGAACCCUCGUGCGAUAUCUUAA